This is a messenger RNA of Strigops habroptila (Kakapo), 2590 nucleotides long. It is a transcript of the gene BRMS1L, whose product is annotated as BRMS1 like transcriptional repressor. Gene Ontology annotation, biological process: negative regulation of transcription by RNA polymerase II. The coding region runs from base 85 to 1026 and encodes 313 amino acids. NCBI's taxonomy places the organism in Eukaryota, Metazoa, Chordata, Aves, Psittaciformes, Psittacidae. Gene Ontology annotation, cellular component: Sin3-type complex. The transcript is spliced from 11 exons. Gene Ontology annotation, molecular function: histone deacetylase binding. The record is from RefSeq and is a predicted model, not a curated record.
AGAGGGGCGGGGCAGCGGGGGCCGGCGGCGGCGGAGCGGCGGCGGGAAGGGUUGCCCUGGGGGUCGGCGGCCGCGGCGGGAACGAUGCCGGUGCAUUCCCGGGAGAAGAAGGAGAACAACCACGAUGAGAUGGAGGUGGACUACGGGGAGAACGAGGGCAGCAGCUCGGAGGAGGAGGAGACUGAGAGCUCGUCCGUGUCGGAGGAGGGGGACAGCUCAGAAAUGGAUGACGAGGAUUGUGAAAGGAGGAGGAUGGAGUGUUUAGAUGAAAUGUCCAAUCUUGAAAAGCAAUUUACAGACCUUAAAGAUCAGCUUUACAAAGAAAGAUUAAGCCAAGUGGAUGCAAAACUACAAGAGGUCAUAGCUGGAAAAGCACCUGAAUAUUUAGAACCAUUGGCAGCUUUACAAGAAAAUAUGCAAAUCCGAACGAAAGUGGCAGGUAUCUAUAGAGAGCUUUGUCUGGAAUCUGUGAAGAACAAGUAUGAAUGUGAAAUUCAAGCCUCUCGACAGCACUGUGAGAGUGAAAAGCUUCUGUUGUAUGAUACUGUACAAAGUGAACUAGAAGAGAAGAUUAGAAGACUUGAAGAAGACAGGCAUAGCAUUGACAUUACCUCAGAAUUAUGGAAUGAUGAGCUACAGUCCAGGAAGAAAAGGAAGGAUCCAUUUAGUCCAGAUAAGAAGAAACCUGUUGUUGUAUCAGGCCCCUAUAUAGUUUAUAUGCUACAAGACCUUGAUAUACUUGAAGACUGGACAACAAUAAGGAAGGCAAUGGCUACACUGGGGCCACACAGAGUAAAGCCAGAACCACCUGUCAAAUUAGAAAAGCACCUACACAGUGCUAGGUCUGAAGAAGGAAGACUGUAUUACGAUGGAGAGUGGUAUGGACGUGGACAGACGAUAUGCAUUGAUAAGAAAGAUGAAUGUCCUACAAGGAGGUAUGGGGAGGGGGUUGCGUUCACUAUUUGGAUUAAGGUUUACCACAAGGGGCAUAAAAGCAGGGUUCAUUGCCAUAAUUACAACAAUUAACCAUGAUGAAGUCUGGUUUAAAAGACCGGAUGGAAGCAAGUCCAAGCUGUAUAUUUCUCAGCUACAGAAAGGAAAAUACUCAAUAAAGCAUAACCACAACUGACCAUUGGUAACCUGUGAAACAAGUGGUAUUGCCAUGCUUGAUGUGCCAUGGGGUGAAAGUUGUAUUUAGCAGUGUUUUGUAUUCCUUAUAAAUUUACAGCAGUAUCUGAUGUGUAUUUGUAGUGCUGUAUGUAAACUUCAUAUGGACAGGCUUCAGAAACCUGAGGAUGGUAAAUCAUGUUGACAAACAUUUUACCUCUAAAUUGGGUCCAGUGCCUAAGAUAUGAAGUAUGCUCUUCAAGUAUAAUGGCUCAGAACUUCUCAUGUUUGUAAAGUGAAAAAAUAAAGAUUUAAAAAAAAAAAAUUUUUUUUUUUUUCCCAUUGGUGACCAGUUGAUGUGAUUGAUAAAAAUGAUAACUGUAAUUACCAGCAACUCACUUUUUUUUUCAGUGAACAUGUCAUGCUUCUCUUGUGGAUGUAAAUUUAGCCUGUUCAGCUGUUGCUUUUGAAUAGAUUGUAACAUGAAUAAGCAUUCUUUUAUCCAAAGCAGACUGAUUUAUUAAAAUUAUUACCCUCCACAGCUUUGCUAGUACUGACUGUGUUAUAUUUUGUAAGGUUUACUGUAUUGCUUGUAAUGGGACAAAGCCAAUAUUUGGAGCUACAUUUUUUGAGGAGCACUUUUCUGAUUUAGGAUCCUAUUCUGUAGUAAACAAAUUGUUGGUAAUUUUUUUUUUUCCCUUCCCCAGAUUUCCAGCAAAAUUUAUGCGUGAAGUAGACAGUGUUGCUCCAAACCUGUAUUAUAUGUAGCCCACAAAGAAUGACAUGUAAAUACUGUUGCAUGCUCUGCUUGUUUGGUCCACAGUUGUAUGAAAUACUAUGAGUCUUUUUUUCGAAAGGAAAGUAUUUCCCCAGAAAUCAUAUAUGUGGGAAAAUUUACACUGACUUUUCCACCAAACACCAUUUUCCAAAUUUCUGUACCCUACUUCAUUUUAUUGUACACCAGAAUUAUUUUAUGCAGCUUAGAAAGCUGAAUUUCUCUUAAAUCUUACUGUUUAAGCCACUGAGAUAAGUCCUAAAUCCUUGAUGUUUCUGUGAUGUGCUUGGAGCAUCUAGAUUGACAGAGGGGAUUGCUGAAGAAUUAUUAAUGCUUUGGUUAUGUGCACUUUAAUCUCCAUUUAUGAUGAUUUUACUUGGAGAAAGAAAGCAUCCAUUUGCUUUAAAUGAUCACAGCAAAUAAGUAUUUUUAUUGUAACAUAUAAAUGUUUUAUUCCUAUAUUAAUUAUCUCUUCUAGUGCAGGGUGGUAACUACUUUCCAAAUGCCAAAUCAGUUUCUGCUGACUGAUGCUUUUCUACAGUUGUAUGACAUUAUUAAUCAAAUGUACAUAAAGUAUCAAUUGACAUGUUGGCUUUUAACAAUAUGAACUGUAUGUAUACAGUUGUUUGAUAAACUUUUUGUAAUAAAAUAUUCGUAUUUUUUAACUUAGUAUAUAAAUAAAUGAUCUGUGGUAGUGGACAUCUCUUA